AUGAAUCGUCAAAGAACAGCACUUGUCACGGGCGCGUCAUCGGGAAUAGGAUAUGCCACUGCUCUUGAAUUUCAAAAAAGAGGGUACAAAACAUUUGCAUGUGCAAGACGGCUCGAACCAAUGGCAGAUCUCGAGAGAGAGGGGGUUACCGUAUUUCAAUUGGACGUGUCAGACUUAGAGAGUGUUAGAAGAGCCAAGAGGUAUUUGCAAGAAGCAACAAAUGGCUAUUUAGAUGUGCUAUUCAAUAACGCUGGACAAUCGUGUACAUUCCCUGCCCUUGAUGUGACAGAUGAUCAAUUUACUCAGUGUUUUCAAGUGAACGUUUUUGGUCCAAUAAGAAUGACAAGAGAGCUUGCUCCGCUUCUUAUCAAUGCAAGAGGAGUGGUGGGCUUCACAGGUUCGGUGAGUGGAAUAGUGCCAUUUCCUUUUUCAUCUGUAUACUCGUCGACCAAAAGCGCAAUUCAUCAAUUUGCCGCUUGUCUCCGACUCGAAUUGAAGCCCUUCGGUGUGAAGGUUAUCAACAUCAUUACUGGUGGGGUGAAGACCAAUAUUCAAGACACGAGGCCAUUACCGGAGACCUCCCUCUAUAACGUGCCAGGGAUCAAAGAGUCGAUGGAUGAAAGACGGGCAAUGGCUGCGAAGAAUAAUCCCAUGGAUCCUAAAACUUAUGCCUUCAAAGUUGUUAAUGACUUCGAGAAUGCUUCGCUUGAUGGCAGGCUCAAUUAUUAUAGAGGUCACAUGGCCACGAUAUUAACAUGGAUAAUGUUGUGCUGUCCUAGAUAUUUGGUUGAGCGUAGUUUGGUAAGAAAAUUUCGCUUGACCAACAUAUUUGCCUACCUAAAAGAAAGAUAUUUGAAGCACAAAAUCGAAUAG
Molecule: messenger RNA, 873 nt
Organism: Candidozyma auris
Lineage: Eukaryota; Fungi; Ascomycota; Pichiomycetes; Serinales; Metschnikowiaceae
Gene: AYR1
Product: acylglycerone-phosphate reductase
Exons: 1
Coding region: 1-873 (290 amino acids)
Biological process (GO): phosphatidic acid biosynthetic process; triglyceride catabolic process
Cellular component (GO): endoplasmic reticulum; lipid droplet
Molecular function (GO): triacylglycerol lipase activity; acylglycerone-phosphate reductase (NADP+) activity
Source: RefSeq, a predicted model, not a curated record